AUGGGAGACCGUGAUCCAGCUUGUUACGCUUGUGGGGAGCCCGGUCAUUUUGCUCGUGAUUGCCCUCAGGGCGGUUCUGGUGGCCGCGGUCGUGGAAGCGGUCGGCGUAGUGGUUAUAGCGGUGGCUAUGGCAGCGGCGGUUAUGGAGGCUAUGGUGGUGGCGGCGGCGGCUACCAGGAUGGCUGCUUCAAUUGCGGAGAGUCUGGCCACAUCGCCCGCCAUUGUAAUGUCCUGAGAAAUCAGAACAAUGGUGGCGGCGGUGGUGGUGGCGGUCGUAGCUGCUACAAUUGUGGUGAAGAGGGCCACAUCUCGCGGGAUUGCCCGCAAGGUGGUGGCGGAAAAGAUAAAGUGCAGUGCUACCGAUGCCGUGGCUUUGGUCACAUUUCCCGUGAGUGUACACAAGGUGAAGGUCCUAUUUGUUACAAGUGCAAAGGAUAUGGACACAUUGCCAGUCAGUGUAACGCAUGA
Molecule: messenger RNA, 468 nt
Organism: Hydatigera taeniaeformis
Lineage: Eukaryota; Metazoa; Platyhelminthes; Cestoda; Cyclophyllidea; Taeniidae
Source: the annotation of a GenBank genome assembly